GGGAGAGAGGGGGAGGACAUCGUUUCCUUUCCGUAGCGCGCACACGCCGCAAGAAUACACCGAACUGAUUGGGAGAGGGAGGGAAAGAGGCGAGAGAAGAAAGGAAAUCGAGGAGCAAAACACGACUCGACUUCUUUGUUUUAGAAAAAUCGCCUGUAACGGACGAAUGGAGGUCUGAGACGAUGAACACGCUUUUCCGAAUGUCUCCUCCUGACAGCCAUCUUUAGAUCCAAAGGGGGUUUUUUCCGCUUGCGGGCUAAUUUUGUAGGAUUAGGAGAACGUUGAGGAAAUUUGCCCUUCCACUGAGGUAGGCUGUGGACCAUGUUUGAGGAAUAGCCCUUUAGCCUCCGUACGCCUCUCAAGCAAUUCUUGGAACAUAUGCGCAUAUUUGCCACUUUGAACGCUUAUUGUUCAAAUCGGUUCUUUGUUUACAACACAUUUUUCGUUUAUUCCUCGUCUUUUGCCCAUUUUAUUUGUCAUCAUUUCGGAGCACAUUCCAUUUUUACCUUUGGCAGACCGCAGUGAUUCGGGCGCAGGCUACGAUAUUUUGUAAUCUCUUAUUCGCGUUUAGGCCUGUAAUGAAUUUGCAUCAAAUGUUGCAUUAAAUCCGCAUCGAGCUAAUGCGAUCUUUGAUACAGUACGGCAGAUACGUGACUACAAGAUUAUCCAGCAGUCGGGGCUAUUUGAAGUAUCUUUAAAAACGAGUUUUAAUGCGUCGGUUUUCCACUCGUUUUAAGAUACAUUAACUCAGCAAAACGUUGAACCACGGCUGGGCGCUGUUAACAGACACCCUAAGAGAAUUGUUAGAUAAACUUAGGAAUUGUCGAUCCAAAGCAAAACGGCUAACAGGAAGGUUAAAAUAAUUCAGUACUAAAGCGAAUAAGUAAGCCCCUAGCAGGACGAACGUCGGUGAAUUUCAAUGUUAAUGUCGACCGACGUUGCAUCCAUCAUGCUGCCCGUUACUCGGGGGAUAAUGGACCGGGAUAGGGACUUGGAUACAAUGCCAGGAGUGCACUCGAACCCGGCCGCCGGACCCUCGGCAGUGCGGGGUAUGAAAAGGGGGGACCCGGAGCCCGAUGCGCAGAAUGCGGCUUCUCUCGCUGAAUCAGUGGGGGCUGAUUGCAAACGUCCACGCAUUGAUGGAAAUGGAGGGGAAAUUGGACAGAACAACGAUCCCUUGAACAUGGGUUUCCAUGGAUACCCCUCAGCGAGUCAGGGUUCUCAGGACACGAUGGGGACUCAGGAGGGUCUUGUCCCCCCUCCAUUCUCUGCCUUCCCUCCCCCUCCCCCUCCACCCCCCCAGAACGGCCUGCCGCUGGACUUUGGGGGCAGCAGCAUCUACCCCGCAGGGGGGCAGGGGCAAGUGGAGCCCGCUGCAGGGAUCGCCAACCCCCCCUCGGCCCCCGCCACUCUUAGCACACAACAGUUGUCGGAUGGCUCCCCCCAGGCAGAGGGCCAGUGUGUGUCUGGUGGAGGAUCAGGAGCAACUGGGACUGAAGACUCUUCAGACAGCAAAGUCACCCCGAAACGCCUCCACGUCUCCAAUAUCCCCUUCCGCUUCAGGGACCCCGACCUGCGGCAGAUGUUUGGGCAAUUUGGAAAGAUCCUGGAUGUGGAGAUCAUUUUCAAUGAGAGAGGCUCCAAGGGCUUCGGCUUUGUGACGUUCGAGAGCAGCGCUGAUGCGGAGAAGGCCCGGGAGAGGCUGCACGGCACGAUAGUGGAGGGCAGGAAGAUAGAGGUAAACAAUGCCACUGCCCGAGUCAUGACCAAUAAGAAGCUGGUUAGCCCUUAUGCUAACGGCGAGGGCCUCAACGCUCUACCUUACGUAGCUGGGUGGAAACUGAGUCCCAUGGUGGGGGCAAUGUAUGGCCCUGAGCUCUACGCAGGUGAGACUCUGGUUCCAGGGUUUCCCUACCCCACAGCAGCGGCUGCUGCUGCCGCGACGACAGCCGCAACCUUUCGAGGGGCUCACCUCAGGGGCCGGGGGCGACCCGUGUAUGGUGCGGUUCGCGCAGCUGUCCCGCAGCCUGCCAUUCCAGCAUACCCAGGAAUAGUGUUUCAGGACUCUGUGGUUAGUAGCAGAUUGACGCAGGGUGGUUACGCAGCCUAUCGCUAUGCCCAGCCAGCAGCAGUAGCCAGCCCAACAGCAGCGGCGGCCGCUGCUGCAGCCGCAGCCUACAGUGACAGCUAUGGCCGUGUAUACGCAGCAGAUCCCUACGCCACAGCACUGGCAGCACCAGCGGCUGCCGCGUAUGGAGUUGGAGCUAUGGCAACCCUCUAUAGGGGAGGAUACAGCAGGUUCUCCCCAUACUAAAUUCCCAUUCCUCUCAGCUCCACCGACUCCGAAACUUUUAGCAAGUCAGUCACUUUGGAGUGGAAAAAGUACUUUUUUUGUGGACAAACAGAAAAUGAAAUGCACCGCUUUACAAAUGAAUACUUGAGAGAGGAAAGUACAUCACUACAAGUGUUUUUUUGUUUUGGUUUGUUUUGGUUAUUUUUUAAAUAUGUAACUCAACAGAACUUUAAAUGCAAAGAUGAGAUGACUGACUGAGAAAUUGCACGGCUGAAAAAAAAAAAAAAAAGCUCGAUUAUUACUUCUUCCUUUGGCACGUUUCUCUGCACAUAUGCAUGCAGUAAUGGCUCUAGGGGGCCGCUAGUGGCCACCAAACUACAUGUGCACAGAGUGUCUGGACUACAAUGGACAAGUUUGUACAUCACAUCUUCAGCAUACCACACUACAUUUAAUAUCCUUAUUGGAGAAGCCCACACAGACAAGAUGGCUGCCCCAUGCCUACCAUAUUGACUGCAGCAGGAGGGGAACCAUGUAAACCAUCAAGAGACAGACCCCACUUGCUCUUUGCUGUGGAACUGUGGUGUUAUUCCAUACAACAUGAAACAAGGAAACCGUCUGAAUGGAAUAUUUCUCAAAAUCUCAUCCGAGAAAAGAAUGGACUAAGAAGACAAAUCAGCCAGUUGUUAUGGAUUGCAGGAAUUUUGCGCAUGCAAAUGGGACAAAGUGUCAUAAAGUAGAAUACAGAAUCCUGCUUAGAUUUUUCUGUUGAUGUAAAAUUACCUCCUACUUAAAGGUCUUUUUGAGAAGACAUACCUUUAAAAUUGAAUAGUCACCAUAUGCAAAUAAACUAGUAUAGAACAAAAAUGUUACCAAACAUUAUUAUUAUUAUUAUUAUUAUUAUUAUUAUUAUUAUUAUUAUAUUUCCUUGACAUACCAUUUCUGCGGCAUAUUUUUUUUUCCUAUUCAAGUGAAAACAGAAAAUGUGACUGUAAACCAAGAAACUUUCAAAUGAUCCCAUGUAGUACACAACAUGAUGGUACCGCUUGCAUGAGCGGCUAUAUAACAUGAUUAAGUUCGGGAUGUAUCAAUUGUGCUUUUUUUCUCCUGGAAUUUAAUAACCCCUAAUCGGAUUAUGGGCACUUGCCCUUUUUAUUAGAAUAGUUCUGUCAAAUAUGCAACUUCCAAACAACAUUUCAGAAUGGAUUGAGUGGCGAUGGAAUUUUUUUAUUAUUAUUUUAAAGUUAAAUUACAUAGUAUUUUUUCUUGCUACGCUAAGUGUCACUAUCUUCUAAAUAUUGAUAUUUUGUCCAUUGAAUUUUUGUUCCAAAGAUUUGUGAAGCACAUUUUCGGUUAUAUGUGUGAGCCUAUGGUAAUUUCUGUUGUUUGGCUUGUUUUAUUUUUGUAUCAAUAGAUUUUAUUGUUUGUUUGAAGUGACUUAUUGAUUUAGUUUAAAGCAGUUUAAAAUGGCAUUUGCAGUGUCUUCAGUGCCAUUUACUUCCAAUUUACAAGCUAAUUUAUUAACAAACUUCAAAACAAGCAGGCUAUUUUUGGUCAGAAUUUACCAAUGUGUAUGUAAAUUGUUUGGUGCAAGCGUCAUAUCUCAGUACUUUUAGUAAGAAGUGCUGGAUGUUGGAGACAGCAUUCAAACUCAGCUGUUCUGUAAUCUGUUACAAUAUCCAGAGUCAGCUCCAUUAAAACAUGCUUUCAGUGACAUUGUUUCCUAGCCAACUCUCAGACUUUAGGUAAAAAGAAUAGAACACAUUUCAGAAUCAUAAUUUUUUUCUAGUUUAUCAAUUUGCCAGCAUAUUUUUUUAGUUUUCUGUGGUGUAGGGGUUAAAUUAUAUUCCAUUGUUGAUGAAAGUCACGUGGAACAUUGUAUUAGAUUAAGGAAAUUCCUGCCCUCUCUCUGAAAGCUCAGUAAGAUGGAAAGGUGUUUCUUUCCCCUGUCCAUUAGGUACUUUGCAGUCUAUGCACUCUUGUUUCUCAGUGUUACCAGGAAACAAAGGCUUCAGUACCUGCGAUCUGACCCUCUCCCUGUGCCCAAUUUAGACUAUUUGAAGAGUUGCAUUAGGUAAAGAAGGCUGGAUUGUUCCAUUUCUGUAGUCCCCUUCUUUCUGGUGUGUUAACUUUUGUAGUGGCUAUGGUACUACUGUAAAUAGUAGUCUAAAGCCAAAGCUCUCGGACAGACGGGCGGGCUCCACCCAGUUCAGCUCGCAGAGAUGUUUAGACUCGGAAGGUAUUGGUGAGAGUUGCUGUGAAUCGAGUUAGCUGAAAAUUAUAGUCAGAUCAAUGUCUCCAGUUCUAGAACUUUGGAAAUUGCUGGGGGAGUCCAGGUGAGAAGUUGGAUCAGUAACCAUAAAGGGUGCGCGAGUCUAGGUUUGUUGGAUUGGCUUGUCGAGCACAAAUAUACAUAAUGUCCAGUUGUGCAGUCAGGGUGGAAAAGAAAUGCCUGCCACCUUUGGUAGUGUUCCAUUCCCAUCAUAUAUCUUCUUUCCAUCUUUGCACAUUAUUAUAUGAUACAUGUUGUGCAUAUUAUUAUUCUUUAGUUUACAAUGUGAGUGUGUUUUUGGUUUAAACUCUUUCUCUCUGCAUACUCGGAUGCCAUUUGUGAUGUAAUUUGUAUCUGAAUGUCCAUAUAAACAGUUUUUUAAAAUAUGUA
Molecule: messenger RNA, 4952 nt
Organism: Electrophorus electricus (electric eel)
Lineage: Eukaryota; Metazoa; Chordata; Actinopteri; Gymnotiformes; Gymnotidae
Gene: rbfox2
Product: RNA binding fox-1 homolog 2
Biological process (GO): nervous system development; regulation of alternative mRNA splicing, via spliceosome
Cellular component (GO): cytoplasm; nucleus
Molecular function (GO): mRNA binding
Source: RefSeq, a predicted model, not a curated record